AUGAGAUUUAGCAGCACUGUCGUCGUCAAUGCCAUUUGGCUGACAAGCCUGGGCACCCCAGUUGCUGCUCACCCUUCUAAAGGCCUCAAAGGCCCCGAGCUGAAGCAUUGGCCCAAGGACGCCGCCAAGGCACUCAACAAGAUGAUUGCCGCCAAUGCCAACUCUGGACGCUACGCGGUCUUCGACAUGGACAACACCAGCUAUCAAUUCGACCUGGAGGAGUCUCUGCUUCCAUACCUCGAGAACAAGGGUGUUAUCACACGCGAGACAAUGGACCCUACUCUGAAGCUUGUGCCUUUCAAGGACACCAAGAAGCACAAGGAGUCGCUGUACAGUUACUACCUGCGCCUCUGUGAGAUUGAGGAUGCUGUGUGCUAUCCCUGGGCUGUGCAGAUCUUUUCUGGUAUCCCCCUGGGCAAGCUCAAGGGUUACGUUGAUGAGUUGAUGGCGCUGAACACGACCAUCCCUACUACUUAUUACGAGGAUGACAAGGUUACUGCUACUGAGGUUUCUCCCCCCAAGAUCUUUGAGGGCCAAGUUGAGCUAUACAACCGCCUCAUGAACAACGGCAUCAAGGUCUACGUCGUCAGCGCUGCCUCUGAAGAGUUGGUGCGCAUGGUGGCCUCGGACAAGAAAUACAAGUACAACGUCCCUCCCGAGAACGUGAUUGGUGUCUCUGUUUUCCUCAAGACCAAGAAGGGCGAGAUCACCACUGCUCGCAAACAAAUUGAGGAUGGCACAUACUCUGUGAAGACCCAAAAGCAGAACCUCGACGCCGAGAUGACACCCUGGCUGUGGGCCCCUGCAACCUGGAAGGCGGGCAAAUGGGCGGCCAUUCUUACUUACAUCGAUGAGUGGAAGAAGCCUAUUCUUGCUGCUGGUGAUACCCCCGAUAGUGACGGCCCCAUGAUUUUCCACGGCGUUGAUGUUGCACGUGGUGGUAUUCACCUGUGGGUUGACCGCAAGGAUGCAUACAGAGAGCAGAUUAACGGCAUGAUCAAGAACUUCACCAUCGCACAGAAGAAAGAAGGACUACCGGUCACAGCCAACAAGAACUGGGUUUUCGUCAAGCCCACGGAUCUUAAUGACAAGUAA
Messenger RNA from Fusarium sp. VM40, 1095 nucleotides. Lineage: Eukaryota; Fungi; Ascomycota; Sordariomycetes; Hypocreales; Nectriaceae. The record is from the annotation of a GenBank genome assembly.